This is a messenger RNA of Spodoptera exigua (beet armyworm), 8484 nucleotides long. The record is from the annotation of a GenBank genome assembly. NCBI's taxonomy places the organism in Eukaryota, Metazoa, Arthropoda, Insecta, Lepidoptera, Noctuidae.
AUGCAGAAAAACAACAAACCAACGCGUAAAAAAGGCCAGCCAUCCCCGACGCCUUCCACGUCCGAUGUAAAAUUACCUAAAAUACCGAAGCUUUCUAUGCCUGAAGAUUUUAAAAUACGGACGCGGCCUCUCUUUUCAUUGCCCGAAGAAGUUUUAAAAUUACCUGCGCCCGCUACCAAAGCCGCAAAACUACAGGCUGCUAAAGUUGCGCCCAGGAAGAGGUCCAGCGCAAUGCAAAGCUUCACGCAAAUGCGAAAGGCUCGUGAAGAAUUUAGAUUAAAACUGGUGAAUCUGAUAUGUCAGACUGGUGAUGAACAGGGUAGCCACGAGAUGGGGAUGCCUACUGGCGAAGAACAGAAUUUGCUGAGAUAUUAUUAUUACCUGCGAUACGGUAUUGAUACUAUACAUGUUGCUCCUUUGGAUAACAAGAUAAUAUUAAGAGUACACAAUCUUAUACCUCCAAAUUUGAAGAAAUGGAAAGAAACGCUUUUUACGUGCACAGACGAGAUGCGCGAAGAUUUUAUGAUGAGUAUGAAAAAAGCGAUCGUGGAUUUUGUGCUGAAAGACCCUAAUACGGAAGAGUCGUUGGAAGACGAUAACACACCGUUAAAGCAAGAGCUAGCAGCCAAAGAUGACGCUUGGAGAAAUCGAUACGCUUUAGCACAUAAGCACUUGACUAAAAAUCUACACAGCGUUAAUCCUUGUAUCGCACAAGUGCUUCAAAUCUGGUGGAAACAAUUCAAUGAUUUAAGACUAAUUAGUAUGAAAGAUAUAAUGACAACAAAUGAAGCUUAUGAGCUGCAAGACUUCUGUUUUGUUUGUAAGAGGCAUAUAGAAGCGGCUGGUAAUGUGCUUACACACCAGUGGAUCCCGACUAUUCAGGCAGUUUUUCUUCAGGGUAGCAAAAAGAAAUUGAUCCCAGAACCGAAGCAUGCAGCCAAAAUGAAGCAUUUUUAUAACUGUUUGGCCUGCAUAAUGACUUAUAAUCUUCAAACGUUGUGUUUGAAAUCUAUGAAGGAGUUUACUGACUAUGUUGUGGACGUUGGUGGCACAAACCAAGGUUUCAUUAUAAAUUUGGGAUUUCAAAAUGAGGCCAUCGAGUUUGACCCUACAUUUCGGCAGUUUAAAGAUCAGUUGUGCCUAUUGUACGAUUACCUGAUAGAUGCAUGUCGGCGGUCACCUCGUUUGGAGACUAUGCUCUAUCAGGACUUUACAGAAGCUACAAGAGCUACACUAAAGCCAAUAAUAGAUAGUGAAUUGGUAGACGAAUACAAGCAGAUUAUUGCUGAUUUGAUUGCGGAUCAAAGAAUCGGACCAGAAUUGAGAGUUCAAGAUUUCGAUGACUACAUUUGUUUAUUGAACGGCGAGUCUCAAAGUAAAGUGGAUGCAUUUAUAAACUCGGACCCGGUAAAAACAUUUGAAGAGUUCUGCGCGGAGGCUGUGAAAUACGUUGAACUAGCGAAAGAGAUCCCUUCCAAACUUGAGGGGACUAUCGUCAUCGGCAUGUUUCAAAUGCAGCGCGGAGAGCUGAUUAAUUCUUUGCGAUCAGCAGCGACUAGAAUGGCCAAUACCUUGCUGAAGAGAAUGACUGAGGAUUACCAGCUGAUGAUCAAAGCGAUCUAUGAUGAAUACGCAGUAAUAGCUAAUACUCUGUUGACACCACCGGGCAACACUGCGGCUCUGAUGGACCUGAUGGCGUACGUCAAGAAAGUGGAGGACGUUCUCCUAGCUGAUAUGGAGGAUAAAUUGCGCAAUGUUAUGAGAUACAUCGUCUUUUUAGGAGACUACACCAAUUUCACACCGUUAGAGCUGAAAUCUAACAACCAGACCUUUCACUGGUAUGCUCGUAUGCCAGGUAUCAUAGAAGAGGCUAAGAAUAUUUGUGACCAGAAGAAAUCGGAAUACCAAGAACUAUUAAAGGUUCGCAUUUCCAAGUUUAUUGAUGAUUUGGACAUUUAUGAAUUGCAAGUUAAUGAAGUGCAAUACUGGGGAGAAAUUAACGAAUUGCCAAAAUAUGUUUCGCGGGCUCGUCACCUGGAUGAGAAGUUAUCAAACGCUCUUGUGAAGAUCGAUCAAUUUAAUGAAGAAGAGUCGUCGUUUGGGUGGGAUUUGUCUCAGUACCCCAAAAGGAAGGCUAUCUUUGAUAGAUUAGUACCGUUCAAGAAACUUUUCGAUGCUGGAUACGACUUUCUUGGGAAGCAUCAUACCUGGAUGUCUUCAAAAGUUGGCAGUUUUGAUCCUGAGGAUAUAGAAGGAGAUGUCAGUUUUUAUUACAAGAUUGUCUAUAAACUGGAGAAGGCAUUUGCGGAUGUUCCAGAGACUCAUCGCCUUGCCGUUUCUGUUAGGGAAAAAAUAGAUGAGUUCAAGAGUAACAUGCCAAUUAUACAGACAUUGGGUAACCCUGGAAUGAAGCCGAGACAUUGGGAAAAGAUUUCAGAAAUUGUGGGAUUCCCCAUUGUUGUGGAUGACGAACUGUCUCUAGAGAAAGUAAUUGAUUUCAACCUGGGUGACUACAUAGAUAAAUUCGAGAGCAUUUCUGAAGCAGCUACCAAAGAGAACAACCUCGAGAGGGCUCUAGAUAAGAUGAUGAAAGAAUGGGCCGACCUUAGAUUUGAAAUUCUCAUUUACAAGGAUACCGGUACCUACAUUCUAUCAAGUGUGGAUGAAAUUCAAUUGUUACUAGAUGACCACAUUGUAAAAACUCAGACUAUGAAAAACUCUCCGUAUAUCAAACCGUUUGAAGCUGUUAUUUAUGAUUGGGAGGGCAAACUAGUUCUACUGCAAGAGAUUCUUGAUGAAUGGCUAAAGGUUCAAGCGACUUGGAUGUACUUAGAACCAAUCUUUUCUUCGCCCGAUAUCCAGCAGCAGAUUCCUGAAGAAGGACGAAGGUUCAGUGCUGUUGAUAAGAUGUGGCGUGAGAUUAUGAAAGCAGCUUUUUCUGAGCCGAGGGUACUCGAUGUCAUCACAAUAGAGAAGAUGUUGGACCGCCUUAAGAAGUCCAACAACUUGUUGGAGAUGGUCCAACGCGGAUUAAACGCGUACUUGGAGAAGAAACGAUUGUACUUCCCUCGGUUUUUCUUCUUGUCCAACGACGAAUUGCUUGAAAUUUUGUCUGAAACUAAGGAUCCUACUCGUGUGCAGCCUCAUCUCAAGAAAUGUUUCGAGGGUAUGGCCAGACUCACCUUUACUGACGAAAUGGUGGUGACGCAAAUGAGGUCUUCUGAGGGAGAGAUUGUGACGCUUACGAUAUCUGUAAAUACAGUCGCCGCUAGAGGACAGGUAGAGAAAUGGCUAUUGGAAUUGGAGAAAUCAAUGAAAUCUUCAGUUCAUAAUGUAGUGGCCCAAUCAUACGAUGAUUAUUUGCAACGCCAACGAGACCAAUGGGUGUUAAUUUGGCCUGGCCAAACAGUUCAAUGUAUCGCAAUGACAUUCUGGACAUCCGAAGUAACAGAAGCUAUUCAUAUCAACAAAGCAGCCAUGAAGCAAUAUUGGGAGAAGUGUAACUUUCAAAUAUCUAAAAUUGUUGACUUAGUCCGUGGCGAACUCAAUUUACAGAACAGGAUCACUCUCGGAGCAUUGGUCGUGCUGGACGUCCAUGCAAGAGACGUGUUGAUGCUGCUCAUUGAACUUAACGUGCAACAGGACAAUGACUUCAAUUGGCUCUCGCAGAUACGAUAUUACUGGGAGGAACAAGAAGAUAAAACAAUGCAGGAGUUGACCCGCAUGAUAAACUCGACGCUGAUGUACGGCUAUGAGUAUCUUGGCAACACGGGCAGACUGGUCGUCACUCCGCUUACUGACAGAUGUUUUAGAACUUUGUUUGGUGCCUUGCAUCUCAACUUAGGAGGGGCUCCUGAAGGGCCUGCCGGUACCGGGAAAACAGAGACGGUCAAAGAUUUGGCUAAAGCUGUGGCAAAGCAGUGUGUUGUAUUCAAUUGUUCAGAUGGGCUUGACUAUAUCGCUCUCGGGAAAUUCUUCAAAGGCUUGGCAUCUUGUGGUGCGUGGUCGUGCUUUGACGAGUUUAACCGUAUCGAUCUGGAAGUGCUUUCCGUGGUUGCUCAGCAAAUCCUCUCGAUUCAGCGUGGUAUUAACUCUGGAGCUACAGAACUAUUGUUUGAAGGAACACUAAUACAGUUGGAAAAGUCCUGUGCAACAUUUAUCACUAUGAAUCCUGGUUAUGCUGGACGAUCUGAACUUCCUGAUAAUCUGAAGGCUCUGUUCCGUUCGGUGGCUAUGAUGGUGCCGGAUUACGUACUCAUCUCUGAAAUCGAGUUGUACGCGUUUGGUUAUCUCAAUGCUAAGCCGCUCGCCGUCAAAAUUGUGGCCACUUACAAGUUGUGCUCGGAACAACUUUCUUCACAGUUCCAUUACGAUUAUGGCAUGCGCGCAGUGAAGUCAGUGUUACGAGCGGCUGGAGCGCUAAAACUGCGCUACCCUGACGAAGUUGAAGACUUGAUCCUUCUGCGUUCUAUUAAGGACGUUAACCUGCCGAAAUUCUUGGAACACGACGUGCCUCUGUUUAUGGGUAUCAUCGGUGACUUAUUCCCUGGCAUGCCGCUUCCGCUGGCAGGUUUGCCUCAUUUGGUCGACUGCCUUAAGGAAGUCUGUGUUACACUCAACUUACAAUGUAACGAAUUCUUCAUUGAAAAGGUACUGCAAUUAUACGAAAUGAUUCUGGUGAGGCACGGAUUGAUGUUGGUUGGAUAUCCAUUCGCUGGGAAGACUAAAUCCUAUCAUGCACUUGGACAUGCUCUGAAAUGUGUUUCAGAAAAAGGUUUAAUGGAUGAACACGCAGUGGAGUGGACGGUGAUAAACCCGAAGUCGAUCACAAUGGGCCAGUUAUAUGGUCAGUUCGAUCCAGUGUCACACGAGUGGUCUGACGGUAUCCUCGCCGUCAGUUAUCGAGCCUUCGCAGUCUCUACUAAUACCAACAGGAAGUGGUUGGUGUUCGACGGUCCUGUGGAUGCGAUCUGGAUAGAGAAUCUAAACACGGUGCUUGACGAUAACAAGAAGCUAUGUCUGAUGAGUGGUGAGAUCAUACAGUUGGCACCCACUACCAAUCUUAUUUUCGAACCAAUGGACUUAGAAGCGGCUUCGCCAGCUACGGUUUCAAGAUGUGGUAUGAUCUACUUAGAACCCAAAGGUCUGGGAUGGAAGGCUCUGUUGGAGUCCUGGCUGAACAUGCUGCCCCCUACUCUCCACACGGUCAACCGUAAUCAUAUACGCAAUCUGUUCCAUCGAUUCAUGUCACCGCUUCUUUGGCUCGUCGAACUUUCUGGAUUGGUUAAGCAAAUGUAUAUAACGUCUCGAACUAACCUGGUUCAAGCGUGCAUGAAUCUCUUCGACUGCUUUAUGGACGAUUUUUAUGAUGAGAAGUACUUGGAACAAAUAUCCGAUCUCGACAUACGAGCACAACUUGAGAUAAAAACUACGUUGGGAAUGCCAAAAGUAAUUGCUAAACCAGAAAAACAGUACAUAUUUGUAAUCCCAAAGGAGGGUACGGUUUACGACUACAGGUUUAUUAAGGAGGGCAAAGGCAAAUGGAAGCCUUGGAUUGAUGAUGCCCUUACUGCGCCCCCUAUCAGCCGUGACACCCCUCCUAACCAGAUCCUGGUGACGACGCUGGAUAGCGUGCGAUACCUCGCGUUGUUCAGGCUCAUGGUGACGCACCAUAAACUAGUCAUGAUGGUCGGACCUACCGGCACCGGGAAAUCCGCUUACGUCAUUGACUUUCUAGUAAAGAGAGUCGAUACUAAAGUAUAUAAGGCUCUGAUCAUGGCUUUCUCUGCUCAAACGAAUUGCAAUCAAACUCAAGAUAUCAUCAUGGGAAAGUUGGAUAAGAGGAGAAAAGGGGUAUACGGUCCGCCUAUCGGAUGUUACUCAGUGGUCUUCGUAGAUGACGUAUCAAUGCCACAGGCUGAGACGUAUGGCGCUCAACCACCCAUCGAAGUUCUAAGACAGGGCAUUGACUUGGGACUCUGGUAUGAUCGGAAAACUAACCUUGCAAUGCGCCUAAUUGAUGUUCAGUUUAUGUGCGCAAUGGGCAAGCCGAUGCCUGGAGCUAAAAUAAUAACUCCAAGAUUUUCCCGUCACUUUUCUUUCUUUUGUAUCGACGAGUUCGAUGAUGAAACACUUCAGACGAUUUUCAGUAGGAUAAUGCUGUGGCAUCUGGAUACUAGGGGAUUUUCAAAGGAAUUCGAUCCUUGUAUCGAUGAACUGGUAAAUGGAACGUUGGAAGUAUACAAGGAAUGUAAGAUGAACCUUCUCCCCACGCCGUCCAAAUCUCAUUACACUUUCAACCUUCGAGAUUUCUCCCGUGUAAUAUUGGGCGUGUUGCUAUCGGUGCCCGAGGUAACUCCAGACUUGCAGUCAAUAAAGCGUCUGUGGGUGCACGAGUGUCUGCGCGUGUUCAGUGACCGAUUGGUCGAGGAUUCGGACCGUCAGUGGUUCGUCAGCUGUCUCCGUGCUGCUACUACUGCUCAUUUAAACGAUGAUUUCGAUGCAAUGCUAAGCAGACUAACCGACACACCGGGUGAAAAAAUUACAGAUUUACAUCUACGAAAACUAAUAUUCUGCGAUUUUGCGAAUCCAAAAGUGGACACGCGCUUUUAUAUGGAGACUACAAACAUGGAACAUUUAAACUCAACGGUCGAAGCAUUCCUUGUUGAGUUCAACAAUAUGACCAAGAAGCCAAUGAACCUCGUGCUCUUCAGAUUUGCGAUCGAGCACGUGUCCCGUAUCUGCAGAGUGUUGACUCAGCCGCGUUCGCACGCCCUGCUGGUCGGGCUCGGCGGCUCUGGCCGACAGUCCCUUACACGACUCGCAGCACAUAUCAACGAAUACGAUCUCUUCCAGGUGGAGAUGAGUCGUACUUACGGUAAGAACGAGUGGCGAGAAGAUUUGAAAACUCUACUACGUAAAACGAGUACUCCGGAAUUGCUCAUGGUUUUCUUAUUUAUUGAGUCGCAGAUCAAAGAAGAGGGUUUUCUAGAAGAUGUCAAUAAUAUGCUUAACUCUGGAGAAGUACCAAAUAUCUUCAAUGCUGAUGAGAAAGCAGAACUGUGUGAGAAAAUGAGAGUUAUCGAUAGACAGCGUGAUAAGUCACUUCAGACGGACGGCAGUCCGACGGCUCUGUAUGCUUUCUUCGUCUCCAUAGUACGAGAUCAAUUACACAUUGUGUUGGCUAUGUCCCCUGCUGGUACUUCGCUGCGUACUCGAAUUAGGAAGUUCCCAUCACUCGUCAACUGCUGUACCAUCGACUGGUUCCAAGAAUGGCCGCCAGAUGCUUUGUUGGCAGUAGCAACAAGAUUCUUGAAAGACGUGGAGCUGACCGACUUGGAACGAAACACAGCAAUCAAGUUAUGUCAAGUGUUCCACAUGGACACCCAAGAGCUCACGAGGCAAUUCCUGCGUCGGCUCAAGAGAUAUAACUAUGUCACACCUACUGCCUACUUGGAGUUAAUUAACAUGUUUAAGACGUUGCUAACGAAAAAACGUUUGGAGCUGACAACAGCAGAGAAACGUUACCUAACAGGGCUGGACCAGCUCGCUAUCGCAGCUAAGUCAGUGGAAGCUUUACAACAGGCAUUGGAAGUAUUACAGCCCAAACUAGCUACUGCCGCAAAAGCAGUGGCUGAGACCACUGCUGUGGUGGAAAAAGAAAAGGAAGGAGUAGCGUUGGUUGAGGCUGACGUCCUGGUUGACCAGAAAGCUGCAGAAGAACAGGCACAAGAAGCCCAAGCUAUAAAAGACGAGUGUGACGCUGAUCUGGCAGAAGCAAUGCCAAUCCUGAAUGCAGCUCUCGCGGCGCUCGACACCCUCACUCCUCAGGACAUCACGUUCAUCAAGACCAUGAAAAGUCCCCCACGUGGUAUCCGUAUUGUUAUGGAAGCUAUCUGCAUAUUAAAGGACGUUAAACCGGAUAAGAUUCCAAACCCGUCGGGCGUGGGGACUGUCGAAGACUACUGGGGUCCGUCGAAGAAGAUUCUAAACGACAUAAAGUUCUUAGAAUCCCUACAGAACUAUGACAAAGAUAACAUACCUCCAGCUGUGAUGAAGAAGUUGAUGACUACAGUCAUGCAGGAUGAGGGCUUCGUUCCUGAGAAGAUUAAAACUGUGUCGGUAGCCGCAGAAGGUAUGUGCAAGUGGGUAAUUGCGAUGACGAAGUACGACAAAGUUGCGAAGGUGGUAGCACCUAAAAAGCAGCGGUUGGCGGCUGCACAGGCUGUUUACGACAAGGCUAUGGCCGCCCUAGCAGUCAAGCAGGCCCAGCUCAAGGAGGUACAAGCAAAAUUAAAAGCUUUAGAAGACAAUUUAGCUGAACAAAGUCGUCAGCAGAAAAUAUUAGACAUGGAAGUAAUGGAUUGCAGUAAUAAAUUGAAACGAGCUGAAAUGCUAAUAGCUGGUCUGGGCGGAGAGAAGACACGAUGGACGCAAAUCGCUAAGGAUCUCCGUGAAACAUACAAUACACUCACAGGCAAAUAA